ACUCUGUCGUCUGUCUACUGUCAGUGUCCAACACAUGAUUGACGACAAAAAAUAAUUUUAAUUUUAAAUUUUUUAAGCACAUCCUCAUCCUAGUGAAGUGAGAGAUAACCUUUUAAUGACAUCAAAAAUAUAAAAAUUUAGUAACUACAAAAAAUGGCCAAUCUUUUCAAAUUUUUCAAUAAGUUGCCUCCAAAUUUUAGAUCAGUUUCAACAACUACUACCAAAAAUGAUGCCUGGUUAUCUAAGAUUUUUGUUAGAAAAAUUGAACCUACAAAGGAAUCACACAGUAGAAUGUUAAGCGAUAAGGAAAUUAUCUACUCUUUGCAGACACACAACUAUAGACCCGAUUCUAAAGUAGCGUAUUUACAAAAUGUAAAAAAUAAAGUGGACUAUAUAAAAGCACAAGAUUCUUUAUCAAAAGAAGUUGAACUAGUAGGUUCAUGGACCGUAAAUGUAGGAGACCAAGAUCAAGCUCUACAUUUAUGGAAGUUCACAGGAGGUUUUGAUAUGAUUGAUCGGUAUAACGAUUUUACAGGAAAAAACCAGGAAUUCCAACGUCUAAAUGAAGAACAAGGAAAACUGGUUAGAUCCCGCCACUUGCAAUAUCUUCUAGCAUUUAGUUACUGGCCCCAAAUUCUAAUGCGACAACCCAAAAACAUUUAUGAAAUUCGUAGCUACGCUCUAAAACCUGGAACUAUGAUCGAGUGGGGUAAUAACUGGGCUAGGGCAAUCAACUACAGGCAAAAUAAUGAUGAAGCAUUUGCUGGAUUCUUUUCACAAAUUGGUAGACUAUAUAAUGUUCACCAUAUUUGGUGUUAUUCUAGUUUGAACGGCAGAAAAGAAACUAGGGAAAGUGCCUGGAGGUCCCCAGGUUGGGAUGAAUGUGUCGCUUAUACAGUACCGUUGAUCAGAGAAAUGCAUUGUAGGAUUAUGGUACCAACUGAAUUCUCCCCUACUCUUUAAAUGUGAACAAGCUCUUCAAAACCUUAUUUUUUAAUUGUAUGAAUAUUAUUAUCUAUAACGCCGCGAAAUAGUUGGUAUUUCAGUUAGCGAUAUAAUUUAAACGAAAAGUCUAUAAAUAACUACAACAGUAUACUUAGUUUUUUUCACAACGUAAAUGUACAUUCUCUGAUUUGUUAAUACAUAGUUCUUUUUGCAUUUGACAUUAAAAAUAACUUAAGUGAGUGUGUGAACUUUACUACCAUAUUCUUUUGCUGAUAUUAAAAUGGAAAUCUGUCAUAUAAAAUAUCUUUAUUUUAAAAAUAUUAUACUCAGUUUGUAUAAAUACUCACUCUUUAAAAUUUUUUAGAACAUUUGCUAACUUCUAAAAAAUACUGUCCGAAGAAAAUUUCAGAAUUACUUACUAAAUUUGUUUACCAAAUGUGGCAACGGUAUUUUUCCAAAAACGACAAAAUAGUAUUACCUAAAUUCUUCUUUUGGCUGAGAUGCCAUGCAUGUUUAAAAAAUCUUCCAUCAUUCAUCUGUCUGUCAGCUGAAAACUUAUGUAUCCUCUCCGCCCGUUCACACGGCAUACACCUUACGAUAGUUUAUUCAAAACUAUAUUUUAAUCGAAUCGAGACAGCCUGUUAAGACAUGAUGCACGAUACGAUAAUUUACCACUGUUUCUUGUACUGCACUACUUGAGAAAACUAAACAACUAAUUAAAAAUUUCCCUAGCUAUUUGGUGUUCGACUAGGUCGACAAAAUUCGAAUCAUGUGAACGAGGGUAUCUACAGUCGGAAAAAUGAAAGAAUACCCAUGAACGAACAUAUAAAACACGCUGUAUUUUCCUGUCACCGUGUCACAAAGAAAAUUGUCCAGUGCAAGUACAUGUAACAAUAAUUAUUACAUGUACUUGCGCUGGUCAAUUUUUUGUCUGACACGGUGGCAGGAAUAUACAGCGUGUUUUAUAUGUUCGUUCAUGGGUAUUCUUUCAAUUUUCCUACUGUAGAUACAAGCGCCACUGACGUUCGAUUUAAAUUUUUUUAUCGCAUCACGGCAUACGGUUUGCCAGUGACAAAAUAAAAUUUAAAUUUGGACGUACGGCGUAAAAUUUUCGAGGGUGAUAUACAAUCGAAUUGUCUGAACGCCCUAAUUUAAAACGUAUGUGCCACUGAGCAAUUAGACAUUUCUAUCGAUUUGAACAAAAAUCCGAAUGCGUACCGUUCGGACGGGCUGUUACAGUUGAAUGUUACGCUAUCAUCAAAAAGUUUUUACAUUUUAAGCCUCUCUUACCCUCUUUCUUUUUCUCUCUAGUGUUAGUCCUUGAAAAGUGUAAUGUUCUCUCCAUAAUAUAUGUUUCUUGGCGAGUCGUCCACGAUUUCUUAAUCCCUUGUUUUAAUGGAGUUUUUGAAUUUGCUCUUUUGAAUUGACUAGUCUCUUGCCCUAACGGAGUUUUUGAACCAGCUUAGCCAGGUCUUGUUGAAAUUGUUAUUCUGGUACAACUAUCAAUUUAAAAACAUUUAUGUAGUGAUGCUUUUCGUGUGAGCAUUCUUCUCAUGAAGCGAUAAACGUAUUAUAGAUUCGUCGUUUGUGUAGAGAAUAAAAAUAUUCAUACUAUUAUUAAUCGUGUGAAAGGGUUUGUAAAAGUUGUAUACCGGUAUUUUAAUGCUAUCAUAAUGCUAUCCUAACUCCAGGUUGCUUUUAUUUUGUUUAUAAAUAUAUGUAUAUGUAUAUAGUUUUUUUUAUAAAAUUUUGUAGUAGUGCACAAACUACAUUCUAUGUGUAGAAAUCAGUGUAUGAAAACUAUUUAAUCAUUUUAAAAUCCAAAUGAUUGUGGUAUUGUUAUUUUUUCUUUAUAUAAACGUAAGGCUCAUAUCUAAAUUUGUUAACAAAUAAAAAACAAAGAAAAUACA
Diabrotica virgifera virgifera (western corn rootworm) is the source of this 2855-nucleotide messenger RNA. Its product is annotated as protein NipSnap. Bases 154 to 963 code for a protein of 269 amino acids. The record is from RefSeq and is a predicted model, not a curated record. The transcript has 5 exons. Lineage: Eukaryota; Metazoa; Arthropoda; Insecta; Coleoptera; Chrysomelidae. Gene Ontology annotation, cellular component: mitochondrion.